GUUUAGUAGGUAUUUAUGAUUGUAAUUAAAUUUCUACCUUUAAUUUUGUUUAUCUUAUCUUUACUGUCUUACAGAUAAGAACGUUAAUGUAACUCGAGUUGUAUCUUAUACGCCUAUUUAGCGUCGUGCUUAGGUAGUUUUUUAUUUCAAUUUUGUAGUGUUUACCACAAAAAUGGAUUUAAUAAGGACUAGUUUACAUAUUAAUUUAAAUCCAAGUGAAUCAUGUGAUUUCAGUGUUGAUUCAACUAAAAGUUGGAAUUUUCCUCUUGUUUCUACAAUUAAAUUAUUAUUAGGAGAGUUUUUAUUAACGUCUUUAUUUCUAAGUUAUGGAAUCUACCUCACAGAGUUUGUUAGAGGUGAAUUAUUAUCGUACCAAUUUGCAUUGUGGACACCAAUAACUUUUGUUACAGUUUGGUUUAUAACAAAUCCCAUAAGCGAAUUAAUUCAUAAAGGUCGAAAAAACGAACACAGUCAGAUUAUUUGUUUAAUAGCGGCAUUGCUUUUAACUUUCUCAAUUUUUAUCUGUUCUUUUAGUCUGCCGUGGGUUAAAUUACAAAUUUUAAAUUAUGGUGUAAUUGGAGGUGUUUCUACAAGUAUUAUAUUAACUCAAAUAAAAUUAGAAGCUGAAAUUGAGUUUCAGUCGCACUUAAAAAUAAUGGAAAUUGUUUCUCAAACAUCCAGAGCAAUAAGUUUACUCGUAUUUCCUCAUCUCAUUGGCUUGCUUAUACCGUGGGUUGGAUCAUUUAAGGCGCAAACAAUUCAUUCUGCGAUAAUACUUCACAUUAUACCAAUUAUUUUAAUUAAAAAUGAUGACAAUCAUGUACUUGGUUCAUCUAAUAGCAUUCUAUCUCGAUACAGGACUAUUCCGGGACUAAUAAAUAGUCAAGAAAUGAUCGAUUUAGGUUCCCCUACUAGAAAAAAAUUUGUUGAAUUCGACUCAAAUGAAACAUCCAGCUCUUCAUCAAAUAAUAGUAGUAGUAGUAGUAAUAAUUUUUCAGUGGAUGAAGAAAGUGAAGAUGAUGAGAUAGCCCAACUUGGUGAUUUUAAAAAUGAAAUGGGUGUCCACGUUUUGCCUCAAAUACCGGAAGAAAGUGAAACGGAUGAAGAUGAAGAAAAUAGCCACAUUAACCGAUUGAGUGUACUUAGCGACAAGUUACAAGAAAUUAUCGUAAAAGAUGAGAACACUUCCGAACCACUCGUUCUGUCUGUACGCGAAAUUAAUAAAUCAUCAGUAAAUAACAUUUACUUAGUAGAUUCAGAUUCAAAAACGAUAAUUAAUGAAGAUUGUUACGCAAAUCGGAUGAAGUGCUGCAGCAUUAUUAAUCUUUCACCUUAUCAAAAGUAUAAAUACAAGAGGUGCAGGAAAGAAAUAUUCUGUUUUCUCCAAGAAAAAAUUCUGAAAAAAAUGAGAUUUUGUUUUAGUUUAAGAGAAUUUUACGUAUUGCUUAUAACUAAAUCGUUGAUCACUUUCGGAAUUGUAGUUUUUGUAACUACAAUUCCAUAUCUUCUUCUGGAGAACAAAAAAGACGAAGAUCUAAUAUUGUCCGCUGUGGAUUGUCCAAUAGUUUUAUCAGCAAUUUCUGUAAUGUGGAUAUUUCAUUUAUUCGCUAUUCCUUGGUUUCCUAAUUUAUCCAAAACACAAAAACACGUAAUUUUCGUAGUGGGCUUAUUAGUAGUCAAUUUUAGUUUAUUACCAGCCACUGUGGGUUUAUCUAACGACAUCAUUAUAAUAUUCUGUCUUAUAUUCGGCCUAGGUAAUGGAAUAUUAAUUCAUUAUGAAGAAACAAUGUACAGUGAAUUUAUUGGAACUCUAAACUGGGCAGAAUGUAAAGAAAGUGUGAACGUAUUAAGUGGAAUUCUAAUAUUAGCAAUUCAUGCAAUUUGUUAUGUAUGUAAUGUAAAUAUUUACGGCAUUUAUUUAAUUGUUUGUUGUUCUUAUGCCUUAGUGUCUAUUAGAUGGACCAUAUAUUUCCUUAAAAGAUUAACUAGAUAUUUUUAGUGCAAAACUAACAUGACGAAUUUAAUUUAAAUAUUUAUUUGUUGGCUGUGAUAUAGUAUAUUUAGGAAUUUCCAACGUGAUUGCAUUAUUUAUGAAAUGAUAAUUAAAUUAAUAGAAAACCAA
Messenger RNA from Agrilus planipennis (emerald ash borer), 2122 nucleotides. RefSeq lists its product as uncharacterized. The record is from RefSeq and is a predicted model, not a curated record. NCBI's taxonomy places the organism in Eukaryota, Metazoa, Arthropoda, Insecta, Coleoptera, Buprestidae. The transcript has 6 exons. Gene Ontology annotation, molecular function: monocarboxylic acid transmembrane transporter activity. Gene Ontology annotation, biological process: monocarboxylic acid transport. Bases 173 to 1999 code for a protein of 608 amino acids.